AUGGCUUGCGCCCGCCCCUUGAUAUCUGUGUACUCCGAAAAGGGGGAAGUAUCUGGAAAAAAUGUUACCUUGCCUGCUGUGUUCAAGGCUCCCAUUCGCCCAGACAUUGUGAACUUUGUUCACACAAAUUUGCGGAAGAAUAAUCGGCAACCCUAUGCUGUGAGCAAAUUAGCAGGGCAUCAAACCAGUGCAGAAUCAUGGGGAACUGGUCGAGCUGUUGCUCGUAUUCCUCGUGUGCGUGGUGGUGGCACACACAGAUCUGGUCAAGGUGCCUUUGGAAAUAUGUGUCGUGGAGGACGUAUGUUUGCACCAACCAAAACCUGGAGGCGUUGGCACCGUAGAGUUAAUAUAACCCAGAAACGUUAUGCAAUCUGCUCUGCUUUGGCAGCCUCUGCUCUUCCAGCCUUGGUAAUGUCAAAAGGUCACCGCAUUGAAGAGAUACCUGAAGUCCCUUUAGUGGUUGAAGACAAAAUCGAAGGUUACAAGAAGACCAAGGAAGCUGUACUACUUCUAAAGAAGCUCAAAGCAUGGAAUGAUAUCAAGAAGGUCUACGCUUCCCAGCGUAUGCGUGCUGGUAAGGGAAAGAUGAGAAACCGCCGUCACAUCCAGCGCAGGGGACCCUGUAUUAUUUACAAUGAGGACAACGGCAUCAUUAAGGCAUUCAGAAAUAUUCCAGGUAUAACUCUUCUUAGUGUUAACAAACUGAAUCUUCUAAGACUCGCUCCUGGUGGACACGUUGGGCGCUUCUGUAUCUGGACUGAGAGUGCAUUCCGUAAGCUUGAUGAACUUUAUGGCACCUGGCGUAAACCUGCUACCCUAAAGUCCAGCUACAACCUGCCUAUGCACAAGAUGACAAAUACAGACCUUGGCAGGAUUCUUAAAAGUCAAGAGAUCCAGAAGGCUCUGCGUGCACCAAACAAGAAAAUCACACGCAGAGUUCUGAAGAAGAAUCCUCUGAAGAACUUGAGGGUCAUGGUAAAACUGAACCCAUAUGCAAAAACUGUUCGCCGGAAUGCAAUCCUGCGUCAUGUUCCCAAAGUGACCCCAGAAAAAAUUGAGAAACCGGAAGAAGUCAAGGUAGCCAAGGAGCCGAAAAAACCAAAGGAAGCAAAAAAAAUCUGCAGACGCCAAGAAAAAACCUAA
Molecule: messenger RNA, 1143 nt
Organism: Ailuropoda melanoleuca (giant panda)
Lineage: Eukaryota; Metazoa; Chordata; Mammalia; Carnivora; Ursidae
Product: 60S ribosomal protein L4-B-like
Exons: 1
Coding region: 1-1143 (380 amino acids)
Biological process (GO): translation
Cellular component (GO): ribosome
Molecular function (GO): structural constituent of ribosome
Source: RefSeq, a predicted model, not a curated record